This is a messenger RNA of Suillus subaureus, 1002 nucleotides long. Its product is annotated as scamp family-domain-containing protein. The transcript has 9 exons. Gene Ontology annotation, biological process: protein transport. NCBI's taxonomy places the organism in Eukaryota, Fungi, Basidiomycota, Agaricomycetes, Boletales, Suillaceae. Gene Ontology annotation, cellular component: trans-Golgi network membrane; recycling endosome membrane. Bases 1 to 1002 code for a protein of 333 amino acids. The record is from RefSeq and is a predicted model, not a curated record.
AUGGUGUUAGCACGCACGAACAGCAUGAAUCGGUUGCGAAGAACCGACCUUGUGAAAAAGCGCAAGGAAUGCGUUUACCUGACGCUACACCAGCGAAAAAUCUCUCAAGUCAUGAGCGAAUUCACUGAAAACCCCUUUGCCUCGAGCCAUUCGCUUGAUACGAAUCCCUUUGACGACCCAUCAUCAAAGCAGGCUGCGGAACACGACGCCCAUUCUGAGGAUAUCAGCAGACGAGAACGAGACUUGGAAAGACGUGAGCGCGAACUGAACCAGAGAGCAGAGCAUAUUCGUACCCAUGGACGCAACAAUUGGCCACCAUUUUACCCCCUCAUUUACCAUGCCAUCUCCGAAGAGAUCCCGGAGGCUUCAAGACCUUUGAUCACUCGCUUGUACCAACUUUGGCUUGUCCUUUUUGGGACCCUAAUCAUAAACAUGGUGGCUUGUAUAUUUCUUCUAAUUGCUGGUUCAAGCGAUGGCGGAAAGGACCUCGGUGGAAGUAUAGGAUACGUGUUCAUUAUCGCGCCUCUAUCGUUCUUGUUGUGGUAUAGACCCAUAUAUAAUGGUUAUAUGAAGGUCAGUGUUAUUGCAACAUCCUACAAGCAUGUUCUCAAAUUGACACGUCGUGCAGGAGCAAGCACUUUACUAUUGUCCGUCGAACUAAACUUUGAUCCUCUCGAUCGCGCUAAGCUGCAUUUGAUUUUCAUAGACUUCUAUUUCUUCUUUGGUGGCUUCCACCUUCUCUUCAGCGUUUACAUGAUCAUCGGCAUUCCCAGUACAGGGUCUGCAGGGUUGAUUCAGAUGAUUCAGAUGUACGCGCAAGGCCACUGGGCCGCUGGCAUUCUUGGCACAAUCGCUACAGUUGGCUGGACAGUGCAAGGAUUAGGGAAUGCCUUCUAUUACCAUCAGAUAUGGAACCACCACUCAGCUGCCGGACACACCAUGGACAAGGCUAAAGCAGAGCUGGCUUCUCAUGGCGCGAAGGCUUAUUUCACGCGAGGCUGA